AAAAAAGUCAGCUUUUGUCAGCUGACCUGCGCGGUCACAUGACUGCGGUUGUUUCCAAUGGAGUCCUGUCGUCUACUUCCUCGGCAAGCAGCAGACAAUUUAGGAUUAAAGAGCUGAUUUUUAAGACGUUUGUUUGAGAUUUGAGAGCGCCAAGAAGACGGAAGUUUGCAGUUAGCGGACUGACUUCCAGGUUUGGGUUGAGCGCUGAAGAAGAUCAGGUGUCAAAGUCUGAAGUAAGACAAGAUAAGUGCAGGAUGCCGUCCAACAAGUCGGUGUCCGAGGCUCCCAUCACGCAGUUCGUCAACUGCAGGAUCCUCAGGGACCACCGGCUGCUCAGGGAGGACCUGUGGGUGCGCGAAGGGAAGAUUCUGGAUCCUGAAAAGCUAUUUUUCGACGAGAAGGCGUAUGCCGACAAGCGAGUAGAUUGUGAGGGCACCAUCCUGGCGCCCGGUUUCAUCGACGUCCAGAUGAAUGGAGGUUACGGCGUGGACUUCUCUCAAGUCGCCGAGGGCGUCAACGCCGGCGUCUCCUUGGUGGCCCGGAAGGUUCUGGAGCACGGCGUCACGUCCUUCUGUCCCACGCUGGUCACGUCUCCUCUGGACGUCUAUCACAAGGUUCUGCCUCAGGUCAAGGUUCACGAUGGAGGCAGGCACGGAGCGGGCGUUCUCGGGGUCCACCUGGAGGGUCCGUUUAUCAGCGCCGAGAAAAAGGGCGCCCAUCCCGAGCGCUUCCUGCGCACCUUCGCCUCAGGAGGCUCGGCGGACCUGAUUGAGGUCUACGGCAGCCUGGACGACGUCGCCAUGGUGACGCUGGCUCCCGAGCUGGAGGGCAGCCAAUCGGCGGUGAAGGAGCUCUGCCGAAGGGGCGUGACCGUGUCGCUCGGACAUUCUGUGGCCAACUUGUCCCAAGCGGAGGAGGCGGUCCGACAUGGCGCCUCCUUCAUCACCCACCUCUUCAACGCCAUGCUGCCCUUCCACCAUCGAGACCCGGGCAUCGUGGGCCUGCUGACCAGCGACCGGAUCCCGGAGGGGAGGAGCGUGUUUUACGGGAUGAUCGCUGACGGGAUCCACACCAACCCCGCCGCUCUGCGCAUCGCUCACCGUGCUCACCCGGCAGGUUUGGUGUUGGUGACGGACGCCAUCGCUGCCAUGGGCCUUCCUCCAGGUCGCCACAUGCUGGGCCAGCAGGUCAUUGAGAUCCAGGGUCUGCACGCUUUCGUAGAAGGCACGCAGACGCUGAGUGGCAGCAUCGCCACCAUGGACAUGUGUGUGCGUCACUUCAAACACGCCUCAGGCUGCAGUGUGGAAGAAGCGCUAGAAGCAGCAUCGUUACAUCCUGCUCAACUUUUGGGAAUCAGCCACCAGAAAGGAAACUUGGACUUUGGUUCAGACGCAGACAUGGUGUUGUUGAAUGACUCGCUGGGAGUGACGGCGACCUACAUCAGCGGACAUGAAGUGUGGAGGAAAAACCAAGCGAAGGCAGACUGACCUCUAACCUCUUCUCAUUAAACAAACCCGUUCACUUUUUUACGUGUUAAGUCGUGACAUAAUUUCCUGCCGCAUCUACCAAAAUAAAGGCUGAGUGGAGGAGUAAAGGUUGAGCAU
Entelurus aequoreus (snake pipefish) is the source of this 1604-nucleotide messenger RNA. RefSeq names its product amidohydrolase domain containing 2 (gene amdhd2). The record is from RefSeq and is a predicted model, not a curated record. Bases 255 to 1487 code for a protein of 410 amino acids. Gene Ontology annotation, biological process: N-acetylglucosamine catabolic process. The transcript has 13 exons. NCBI's taxonomy places the organism in Eukaryota, Metazoa, Chordata, Actinopteri, Syngnathiformes, Syngnathidae. Gene Ontology annotation, molecular function: N-acetylglucosamine-6-phosphate deacetylase activity.